AUGAACGAUUUAAGUCGGGAUACUCUUUUUCUUUUUAUUCCAGACAAGGUAACUGCGCUGUGUUUGGUACAAAUCAACAAAGAGUGGCUGUAUUCUACCAAACGAGUUUCUUCUUCUGGUGUUAUAACUUCAGUUAAAAGCAACCUUACCAUGUAUCCCAACUUAAGAUACAUCGAGGGCGAUGUAGAAGAUAUUGAAAACAACUCAAAACUUCUCCGAUCAGUUUUGGAAAUUUCAGUUAAAUACAAAGCGUGUUACUUCACUCGCACUGAAGCAGAAUACAAUUUCCGUCCAAAAAUAGUCUCUAUCAAGUCUGUUACAAACUGUUUUACACCUUUCACUGGCCUUCUUGGGAUGACAAACCUCCGUUCAAUCAAACUACGAGUGUCUUUUGACAACGAAGACUCUGACGACUCCGAAAAUGACAUUUCAGCUUUUGCGUCAUUUUUUGCUGCACUUAAAAAGUUGACUUCCUUGAAGACUCUCUAUCUUUACUGCAAUUUCUUUGACACGAAAAAAAUAAUUAAAAUGAUCGACCUCAAAAUAACCGUAAUUUUCCUCUUCGACGAGUUUUUCGACUUAUCAGAAAGCCUCAAAAUUAAAUUUCAAGAUCACCAAAUUACAAGGUGGUGUGCUACAAAAUCGUUCUUCGUGUUGUGUCACUCAGCUCUCCUUAAAUCGAUCCUUUUAUAUCUCAACUGA
Entamoeba invadens IP1 is the source of this 702-nucleotide messenger RNA. RefSeq lists its product as hypothetical. Bases 1 to 702 code for a protein of 233 amino acids. Lineage: Eukaryota; Evosea; Mastigamoebida; Endamoebidae. The record is from RefSeq and is a predicted model, not a curated record. The transcript has a single exon.